Messenger RNA from Volvox carteri f. nagariensis, 1419 nucleotides. RefSeq lists its product as uncharacterized. NCBI's taxonomy places the organism in Eukaryota, Viridiplantae, Chlorophyta, Chlorophyceae, Chlamydomonadales, Volvocaceae. The transcript has 2 exons. The coding region runs from base 237 to 1226 and encodes 329 amino acids. The record is from RefSeq and is a predicted model, not a curated record.
CUGUAGGUUUUCUGAGAGUAACGAAAGAAAACCAAGGUUUUCUGUGUAUUUGCCGAGAGCGUACUCGGCAGUUCGUUGGUGGUACGGCGGGGCCGUACUGGUGAGAAAGUAGGGCAAGUCGCGGAGAGCGCGACGGAAAGAGCAAUUUCGCGAGUUAAUUUAGUCAGUACUGACAGGUUUCCACUGCGUCGUCUGCCAAUUACACCGCCCCGAGGCAGAUAACGCAGUCGGUAACCAUGUUCCCGUUCCUCGGUUUAGAGGUCGCCCUAGUGGCAAUGUUCGCGGGCAUCGUUAUGAUGCCAGCUAAACGUAGAGUCGGUGACCAAGUGGUAGAGCUACAGAAGGUGCUUGCAGACUUACACGCGCAGUUGACCGCAAUAGAACAAGCCGACGACUAUCAGAAGGCCGCCUCCAUGCUGGCCUCUGACCCUCUAGCACGUUUAAACAAGAAAAAAUUUUCUACCGCGAUGGGCCACGCUUGGGAUACCUACGUCGCAUUGAAGAGUCAAAUGGCGAGUGUCAGCGCGCACAUUGCUCAACUGGAGAUGACCAUGGAGCAGCCAGCUAUGAAGGUUCUCGUCUCCGACAAGUCUGGUCGCGUCAUGGAGCGCCCAUUGAAGGACCUGGACUACGUCAACGAUGGCUGGGUCAACAAGUCGGGCAAGGAGCACAAGGCGCUCAAGCGGGAGAACCGGGAGCUGAACCAAAUCUACCAUGCCCUUCAGAAGGUCAACCGCAACCUGGAGGACGAACGCGAGGCGCGCCGCGAUGAGGCCCCACCGGAGCAGAUUGAGGAGUUGGAGAAGGCAACUAACGACGCCAUCACCGAGGGUGAGAACUUGCUCACGGACCUAAACACGCGGCUGCGCAAGGCGAUGUUGGUGGGUUGGGAAACCGUUGAGUCGUUGGACCUCCCUGACUGCUGCAAGUCCGAGGAGGAGCGUAGCAAGUUGUUGUCCGCGCACAAGCGUGUUGUUGCUGAGAAGGAGUGUGAGCGCAGGGGUAACAAGCCCUCGGUGCAGAAGCCGUUCGGUGCGGGUUUCCGUCAGCGCCAGUUCGUGGCGCCCUCGCCCGGCUUCGGCCAGGCCCAGGUGCAAGCAGUUUGGGCAUUUUGCGAACAUGUGCUCGAACCCACCCGCGCCACGGUGAUGGCGGUGGGCCAGCAGUGCGGUUUGUGCGCGUCGGGGCGCGUGAGUGAGAGUGAUUGCGGCCCCGUCGGGGGGUAGGACCUGACUGGCAUGUAGCCACAACUUGAGUGUGAACGCCCCGGAGUGGCGUAGCCCUUCGGCGGGCUGGUUGCAGGCCCGCGCGCCGCUGCUAUGUGCUAUGACGUCCCGGAGAGACGUAGACCCCCUCGAGGAGGGAGUGUCGGACUUUGCCCGGCUCACGGCCGGUUGCCCUUGGUAACAUGCGUCAGAU